Didymodactylos carnosus is the source of this 312-nucleotide messenger RNA. NCBI's taxonomy places the organism in Eukaryota, Metazoa, Rotifera, Eurotatoria, Philodinida, Philodinidae. The record is from the annotation of a GenBank genome assembly.
AUGAUACUGACCCGGUCUCAAGCAAGAGCGCAAACAACACAACCAGCACCAGGUAGCACAUUAAUGACGGAACUCAAAGAAGCAUUGAAAUCCAUCGAGGUUUUUAGCGGUGAAAAAGGUGUGGAUACUGCUCAAUGGUUACGAGAAGUUGAAGGAAAAUUUCGAUGUGGAGAAGCAUUUGAAUGGUGGGAUUUGGUACAAGCAAAUAUUGAGACCUGGGAAAUUUUCAAAGCACAGAUACUCAUUCGCUUUCCAUCAACCACAAAUUCAUUUAUAGAGGGUAUUAAUGGUAUUAGUGUUAUUCAUUUAUAG